CUGAUUUACGACUGAGCUUAAACCAUGACAGUUUUUUUUGGCACCUAAUGUGGGGCAUGAAGGGUUGAGAUAAUGACAGAUCUGACCAGAGUGUGUCUAAUCGUAUCUGUGAUAAGCAUUCAUUGUUUCAGAUUAAUAGUCACUCAUCACAGUGCUGAUUUAUUGGCUCUCAAAGUUGUUGCUCUUGAUCUCACAGUUUCAGCAUGUCAUACCUUUAGUUACAGACUGUAUUUGCUGUGUUAGUGUUUAUCAGGUAGGGGGCUUGGGCUAAGAUUCUUGUUUCAUUGUACUUUGUGAUAAUGACUUGUAAUACAAGUGGGCUCUGGCAGCAGGGUGGGAUGGAUGUGGCCAUUGUCUUGUACCUGGCCAUCCCACUGCUCUUUGCCAUCCUGGCCCUCGUCCUUGCCUCUGUCGUCGUGAGGCUGAGGGGAGCCAAGGGGGAGCAGCCCUGGAAGCUGGCGGUGGCCGAAGUGGCCCAGGAGAGGGGCCCCGGGGACCAAGUGGCUGCAGGAGCGGGAUGGGAGGCCGGGAGGGAGCAGCUGCCAGUGGAGGAGGUUGGGGGGGUCAAGGAGGUGGAGUAGGCAGCUGCCAAGCAGGGAGGACGGGAUGAGGUGGCAGAGGAACCGGGCCCUGCGGCCGAGACCAGCCCCGCGGCGGCCAAGAGCAUCCCCCGGCAGCCGCCCACUGAGCACCACAAGUCCGAGGCCCAGGAGGAUGUGGAGAGCAAGAUACCACCUUUGGGAGCCUUGGCUGGGUCCAGCCUCAGGCAUCCGGGACAAGUGGAGGAUGCAGGAGAUCGUGCAGCAUUUCCCAGUAAGGCAGAGGGGGAAGAUCUGGACUCAGAAAAAGAGAAGCUGGUGAUGGGAGAGCCGGCAAGCACAGCAGCUACACCAGCCCCAAUGACAAGUACAGCAGCAUCAUUUGAGAGUUCUGAAGGUUUUGAAUGGCCUUUGGGUAUCUUUGGGACCUACCUGCUGAUUGUGAUGGGGAUCAGCAUGUUGGCACACAGACAAGAGUGUGUUUUAUCCACAACCAUUUUGUCUGAUCUUGAAAGUUAAGCAGAGUUGGGUUUGGGUCUUGUCUAGGGUUAGACAGCAAUGUAGGAGGACUAAGAGAUUUUCCCCAAGGCUGGACAGUCAUGAGUGGCAGGGUGUGUGGGACAGUAUGGGUGAGUCCUUAGUCCACUGGGCCCCUCCAGUGCUUUGGAAGCAUCAGAGAUGGAAGGCAGCCGUAUGGAGUCCCUAGCGACAACGGCUAAGAUUGAAGUGGCUCAGAUGGACUUAGAUUGGCAACAUAAAGGUGAAUUAUUUUUGGCCUGGUGGGCCCAUGACACUUCAGGCCAUCAGGGCAGAGAUGCAACAUAUAGAUGGGCCCGUGACCGAGGGGUGGACUUAACAAUGGACACUAUUGCCCAGGU
This is a messenger RNA of Pezoporus occidentalis (night parrot), 1417 nucleotides long. RefSeq lists its product as uncharacterized. The record is from RefSeq and is a predicted model, not a curated record. Lineage: Eukaryota; Metazoa; Chordata; Aves; Psittaciformes; Psittacidae.